Messenger RNA from Protopolystoma xenopodis, 747 nucleotides. The record is from the annotation of a GenBank genome assembly. NCBI's taxonomy places the organism in Eukaryota, Metazoa, Platyhelminthes, Monogenea, Polystomatidea, Polystomatidae.
CUCGAACAAGCUAUGGCUAGAGUUGAAUUCUCAGACUUGAAUCUCAUUUGUUUUACUCAUUUUUUGUUCAGCAACGCUAUUGUAGCCUCUCUAAACCACCAGUUGCACCUGCAUUACGGAGAACCUGAAAGCAAAUUAGAUCCUGUCGAUCCUGAAUUCGGCCGCAAUUAUCUGUCUAGCCAGACUCGAUCACUUGUACGUCACCACCGUCGCAUUAGGCCCAAGGCAGGGGGUCCAGAUCAAAACCAGGAAUUGACUGCUGCCAGUACUGCACUCACAUGGCUCAUACGAGCAGUCGAUCUAUCCGCCUUAACCACGCGCCUCACUCGUCCUUCAUCUUCGUCCACUUCUAGGAAACCAGCAAAUAAGCCGGUCAGAAAAUCGCGCUCAUCAGUUUGGCUAUCCGAAGUUAGCGGAUUCCUUACGGCUUACCUAUGGGAUCAGGCCGCUUCUACCGUGCAAGUGAUACGUGGCCAAACGUCUCCCAAACCUCACUCUUCUGACCUUCAUGCCUCCAACCAUUCCUCUCGAUCUGAAAAUGCCGCUUCUUUCUUCACUCCGACCUCUCAACUAAAUCCCAGCUCUUCCUCGUCCCCUUCUAUUUCCCCGUCGGGGAAAUUAACUCCAAAUUCUCCGCCAAUCAAGCAAUUGAAAUCUCAGACUGGCCAGGCUUUAGCUGAACCACCUGUCUCGUCCACAGACAUUAAAAACCCAUUGACUGAUAGUUCUGGGAGUAGGACUCAAUAA